GGACCCCUCUGCGGCUGCGUCAGGAGGAGGUCGUAUCAGUAGAGCCCGUCAGGUUGCCGAAGAAGAAGGUUAUACAACACUAUACUUAUUACACUUUUUCAUAAUAAAUACUGUUUUCAGCCUUAUACACAACAAUGAAUCCCGAUAUUAUAAAAGAGCGGCAAAACGCCACUUUUGACGUCGAGAAACUCACCAACAUUUUGGACGGGGGCCCAGAGAAGACCAAAAGAAGACGAGAAAUUGAGGCACUGGUUCUCAGCGAUCCGGACUUUAAGGAGGAGGACCCAAACUUCCUGUCCCGCAGUGAGCGCUAUGACCAGGCUGUUCGAAAAAGUGCCCAAAUGAUCCUGAAGCUCAGAGAGUAUGGCAUUGCAGACCCAGAGGAGAUCUACUGUUAUAAGACCUCCGUGCACCCCGACAGGCCAGAGCCCUUGGAUCUACAUCUGGGGAUGUUCCUGCCCACACUGCUCAACCAGUCCACCCCAGAGCAAAUGGACCGUUUCUUCAUGCCCGCCUGGAACCUAGAGAUCAUCGGCACCUACGCUCAGACUGAGAUGGGCCACGGCACACACCUCAGAGGGCUGGAGACCACAGCCACGUACGAUCCAGCCACACAGGAGUUUGUCCUCAACAGUCCCACAGUCAGCUCCAUCAAAUGGUGGCCUGGGGGACUUGGAAAGACCUCAAACCAUGCCAUAGUCCUAGCCCAGCUUUAUACUCAGGGAAAUUGCCACGGUCUGCACGCUUUCAUUGUGCCCAUCCGUGACAUGAGCACACAUGAACCCCUGCCAGGCAUUGUGGUCGGAGAUAUUGGCCCUAAGUUUGGCUUCAAUGAAGUUGACAAUGGCUUCCUGAAACUAGAGAACGUACGAAUCCCACGGGAGAACAUGCUGAUGAAAUACGCCAAGGUGGAGCCAGAUGGAACCUAUGUGAAGCCACCAAGUGCCAAGCUGACCUACGGCACCAUGGUGUUCAUCCGCUCCAUAAUUGUAGGCGAGUCAGCUCGCGCCCUCGCAAAGUCCUGCACUAUCGCCAUCCGCUACAGUGCCGUUCGCCAUCAGUCUGAAAUCCGGCCGGGAGAGCCAGAGCCCCAGAUCCUCGACUACCAGACGCAGCAGUAUAAGCUGUUCCCUCUGCUGGCUAUGGCCUAUGCCUUCACUUUUGUUGGCCAGUACAUGAAGCAGACCUACCACCGCAUCUCCGGAGACAUCAACCAGGGAGACUUCAGUGAACUGCCUGAGCUCCACGCUCUGUCUGCGGGUCUGAAAGCCUUCACCACAUGGGCAACCAACGCCGCUAUCGAGGUCUGCCGCAUGUCGUGUGGUGGCCAUGGCUACUCUCGCAGCAGUGCCUUGCCUGACAUUUACGUCGAGUUCACCCCUACCUGCACCUACGAGGGAGAGAACACAGUCAUGAUGCUGCAGACUGCACGAUACCUGGUAAAGAGCUACCGUCAGGCUAAGGACGGUCAGCAGCUGAGCGGCAUUGUGUCGUACCUGAAUGAAGCAGAGCAUCGCAGGGUGCAGCCCCAGCCCGUCGCUGCCAGACCAACGGUGGUCGACAUUAAUGACCUGGCUAGCCUGGUGGAGGUCUACAAACUACGAGCUGCCAUCCUAGUAGAGCUGGCAGCUAAGAGCAUCCAGCAAGAGUUGCAGCGCAGGAAGAGCCAGGAGGACGCCUGGAACAACAGUGCUAUCGACCUAGUCAGAGCCUCAGAUGCCCACUGUCACUAUGUCGUUGUCAAACUCUUCACUGACAAGCUGGGUGAGAUAGGUGACACAGCAGUACACUCAGUGUUGUCAACCCUGGCUCUCCUCUACGCCCUGCAUGGCAUCACACAGAACUCUGGGGACUUCCUACAGGCUGGACUGCUGAGCGUGCCCCAGGUGUUGCUGAUUUCUGUUCGUAUCAAGGAGCUGCUGGCUCAGCUGCGGCCCAACGCCGUGGUGCUGGUAGAUGCCUUUGACUUCCAUGACAAGAAGCUGAAUUCGGUCCUGGGACGAUAUGACGGAAACGUCUACGAGAACCUGUUUGAUUGGGCUCGCCGCUCACCCCUGAACUCCACAGAGGUCCAUGAUUCCUUCCACAAGUACUUGAAGCCCCUGCGGUCCAAACUGUGAGCUGACCAUUGCAACCCGAUUCCUGGCUCUGACCCUCCAACUCUGCAUAUAUAGGCACACCUGUAACAGCACUAACCCAUCAUAUCAACACUUUGAUGGUCUUCACUCUUGCCUUCAGCUGGUGCUUACCAGUCUGAAAGAAUCUAGCCUUCCCUCCUCUACUCUCCUUCUCUCUGAAUUAGCCUCUCUAACGGCCAUUGUAUACUGAAACGUUCUAGAGCAAUGUAGACAGCAGGCUUGUCCUCUUGGGUGAUCAUGGUGUAAAUCACUGUGGUAACAAAAAGGGUGUAAAACCAAGGGUUUUAUCUAAAAUGUCUAAUGAAUUCAAUAUUUUGAGCCCAAAAACUAGCUGUAAGAAUGCAGAUAAAUAAUCAAGUAUUUACAGGUUUAGAUUGCCUUGUUUUCUGUAGAUUAUGAUUUAAAGUUUCAUGUUUCCUCCUCUUUUCUUCACAUUCUGCUAUGUGCCUGAUGGCUCCUCUGUGUGAGCCAGUCAAGAUGGAUUUGCCAUCUCUUUUUUUUCUCUAACAAGAACAGAAUGUCAUUAUGAAUGUUACAUAACGUUGGACCGAUCAAACCAACAGCAAAACCAGUUUUGGUCAUUUCCCUUGACUACAAGGACCAACACGCUGUUUUAAAGACACUGUGCUGUUUGUAAUAAUUGUUGCUCAACAGGAAUUAAUUUGUACAUGACCUUUGUUAAUCGCUGUAGGCAACCUUACUUCUUCACAAGUUUGUGGCAAUCCCCUGACCCUCCUUCACCAGUCAACUAUGGUGUAAUAUGACUGACUUAAACAAUAGCUGUGCUGUAGUUUUCACUGGAUAGGAUAGAGCAGGAGUACACAGAAACAUCAAGUGAAAAUAUAAAAAUAUUUCCUAAAUGUUCUUAUCUUAUGUUAGUGGCUUCCUUCUUUGUAGAGAACAAUGGUUGCAGUGAGUCACAAUGGUCCCCCGGGUUUUUUUGACAGAAAAUACCUAAAAUAUUUCCAGUUGCUGUAUUUCAAUCACAAAGGUAAAACAAUCCCAGUCCCCACCACGUGUCACAUGUGUGGCUGUAUAUUGAAUAACUGUGUCAUACUUGACUGGUCAAAUUACAGAUACUAAUGUGUAGGUUACAUGCUAAAGUGUACUCCGUUAAUAGAAGCUGAUCUCAAUGCAGAGCUGAAAGGCCACUCAAGUACAAUGUAUGUGAGACAGUGGAAUGAUAUGAGGGCUUUUUAAUACUUACAGGGGAUUAAAUUUAGCACUUUUGGGUGACAUGUUCUAAAUUCCUCAGUUUCUGAGUGUCCAAAUGCUUUUGAAUGUGUCUGUGUGACAGAAAGCUUUCAGCAGAUAACGGUGCAAGGUAUAGUAUGCAAAGUGUGUGGAAAAACACCUGUGAGGACAGGCAGUAUGAAUUUGUGAUAAUUACUGGGAGUUAAAUGAGGCCACGUAUGCACAGUAUAUGUGCAUUAGUAUUCCCCCUCCCUGCUGUGUGGGGUCAUUAUAAAGAAGGGUCACACCCCAGCCAACAUCUGGAUGAAUUCUUUGUUCUAUUUGUUUGUUUUCAGUCAAGCACAUUUUGAACUACAAACUUUCAAUAAAUGUCUUGUUAUUUUGCAGUUAUGUUCAAUUUCUACUGGCUGAAUUAUUCAUAUUCAAAUAUGAUUGACAUGUAUUUCUAUAUUAAUGCUUUCCUAUUUUUGUCAUUACAGUUUCAGAAUUGGUGGAUUUGUUCUCCUGGUUUAUGUCAGCCUGCAGUAGUUUAUUUUUCUCUGUGAGCAGUCGUAUCUACAUGGUAGAUACUGAUGCUGGUGAUUUUAAAAGUAGCAACAUAAUUACACAAAUAAACUUUUAGGAGAUUUUGUGACUGUAAAGACACUGAUGAAAAGGAGGAGCUUUAAUCAAAAGCUUCACUGUGAACUGUAAAGAUGAUUUGUGGGAUAAUUAUGUGCCUGAGGAAGUUGUCUUUCCUUAAUCUAACUCAUAGCUCAUAGCAUUUCAUUUCUGUAUGUACACAGACUUUUAAUCAGUUGAUUUCUGCUCUAAGGGCACAGUUAUCAAUAAAGAAUGACUAAGCAGUUUGUUAAGCAUAUUUGUGAUAAUUUGACGACAUGUUUUAUGGAAUAAUAAUAAUUUUAAACAUGUGAUUUUAAUGGUUGGUACAUAAUUUGACCUGUAAGUUAUAUUAAUAAAUAAUUAAAUAGAAA
This is a messenger RNA of Lates calcarifer (barramundi perch), 4306 nucleotides long. RefSeq names its product acyl-CoA oxidase 1, palmitoyl (gene acox1). The record is from RefSeq and is a predicted model, not a curated record. Gene Ontology annotation, biological process: very long-chain fatty acid metabolic process; lipid homeostasis; fatty acid beta-oxidation using acyl-CoA oxidase. Gene Ontology annotation, molecular function: FAD binding; fatty acid binding. The coding region runs from base 135 to 2120 and encodes 661 amino acids. Lineage: Eukaryota; Metazoa; Chordata; Actinopteri; Centropomidae. The transcript is spliced from 14 exons. Gene Ontology annotation, cellular component: peroxisome.